UGCCACGGAGUAAGGGUGUAUCGAUCUGUAUGAAAAAUUAUUUGUGAGAGAGUGCGGUAACUAGUUUUGACGGGGUAUUUUUUUCUGCCAUUACAAGUGAAUUGGAGUAGCGUCCUGUAUUGUGAGUCAUAUGGGAAUGAAGAUUAACUCGGCCAGGGAUGUUUAUUUAAAGACUACGAACUUGAAAAAUAAUUUUCGGUAUAUACAGUAUUUCCGAAUACUCACAUUGAUUUACUAAUGUGAAAAUUCAUCUGCUUGGAUACCUACUACGCGGGAAACGACGCCACAUUUUCGUAUUCAAGACACUGAAUGGACCGUCUGUGUAGAGGCGAACAACCGAGAUGACGAUGCCGGGGGAAGAGCCAGAGCAUGAGCGAUAUCAGGUUGCAACAGAAACCGUAGCAGCAACAGGAACAGCCAUGGAGAAUAGCAAGUCUUUAACGAGAAACAGCAGCCAGGAGGAUGAGCAGCGGGAGGCAGGAGUGGAGCAGCUCACUUACAGCAGGAUGGCACACCUGCUGGCUGUGUACCAAAACAAGGUCCGGGACAAUAAAAGAGUCAUUACAAGAUUAAAACGACAGAAAGAUGCCCAGCUGCAGGCUGUGAUAAGUCAGUUAUUGUUACUUGAAGCACAUCUACGGCGGGAGCAGAAGGGGAUUGUUGGGCAGCUAGCUCAACGUGACCAUGUUAUUUCUGCUCAGAGACAGGAGAUUGACCGCUUGAGAAGGGAUAAUAGACGGUUGAUAAAUAAGUUGAAAAAAUUUAAUGAAGUAUGCAUGGAAUCCAGAGAUAUGGAUCACUUAGAACCAAGAUUGAAAAUUAGCCGUGUGGAAUCAUCAGAAGAGAGUACAUUAUCAAGUAGUAAAGGCCGUAGCCAGUCUCUGUCUUGUUCCCCACCCAGUCGUAAAUCUUCCUCGGGCAUGAUACGUGUGGCUACUAGUGUCUCUGAACUAAUUAAUUGCAGUAAUGACUCAAGUUUUUUGAAACCUCAACAAGCUCUUCAUCACAUGAGUGUCCGAAGCAGUAGUAGUCAUCCUACCGAAACUGUGAAUCCAAAUGUGGCCUCAGUCAGAGCUACAACAGACCGAGUGUUUCACAAACCACCCAUUGCUGAAAAACCUCGGGUUGCCAGUCGUGUGGUGCGAGGUCACCAGAGUAAUCAGAAAGGUCAACACUUGGUUAGAAGUUAUGGUGGAAAGCAGUGCACAAUAGUAUCUACUAUCAGCCGUCUUCUGGAAGAAGAAUCUGAUGCCACGACAACGGGUGGUUCUGGUAGUAGUGAACCCUCAUCCCCAGAAGCCACUCUUAAACCAGCAACUCCAAGAGUUAUACGCCUGGCAAGGCAAUUUGAAGAAGGUCUUAACUCCCAAAACAUGGCUCUUUAUGUUAAUACUGGCUCCAGUGACUCCUCUCCUGAGUCACUAAGGCAAGAAGAUUGUAACACAAAGUCAUAUAUCAUGGACGAAUAUGAGGUAACAAGCGGGUAUAACAGCGAUGCCAUCAGUGAUCAUGAAUAUGAAAAUGUUCGUGUCUUGACUCAGGGAAGUAAUGACAGCCCCUCCAAACUUGCAAAACAAGAGGAGGGUAAAGAAGAAGAGGAAGAAGAAGAUAACUAUGUCAUUUUGAGAGCAGUGAAGGAAAAUGCUGAUGCUGGUAACUGGGUUGAUAUCCCAGAAGAUCAACAUAUCUACUCAAAUGUGGAGUUUGCAUCUGGCUUGCUAGUUAAGGAAUUGGAGAGUGAAGAGAGAGAAGAGGAGCCUGUUACUGAAUAUGUAGAGAAAGAUAAGCCAAAACUACUAUCAAAAAGCAGUAGUUGCAAAGAAGGAAAAAAGGUGCUAGAAACUGACCUUGAUACUCUCAACACAUCUGCCACUGAUGAUCACUUGUUGUCAGAGAGUUUAAGGGCAGCUAUGAAUGUACCCCGGUCACGACAUAACAUCAACCUUAUCAUGGAGUCAGAUGGCGAUCACAUGACAGAAAAUUUUGAAGAGUUUACACUUGAUUCCCUGGAACUAGAGGAAGAUCAGGAGGAUGAAGAUGGGGGACGGGGGAAAGAGAACUUGCCUGUCUCGGAGCAGCGACGGUGUGGGGAUGGAGCAGAAACAAAGUUGGAUAGUAAGAUGAAUGAAGAAGGUAAACUUGACCUCAGUGUCAACAGUGCAUCUGCCAGUGCUGCCUUGAUGGCCAAUGGACAAUAUGAGAAGUUUUUAGAGGCAACUGGACUUAGUCAGAAAUCUAUUUUAACUCCAACUCGCAUGUUCUCCAAUCAUCGGUCUGUACUAAAGCCACGAGACAUCAAACAUCGUAACAAGUUGCGAGCCGCCUUUACCACGCUGUCAACUUUAGAGGAAACACCAAGCUCUGGUGCAGGAUACAGAUACUGGACCGAGCCAUACCUCUAGUGUCUACCUCACAUCUGAUACAUUGCAAAAUUAGCUGUGAUGAGUCUUAGCUUUGUGUUGAGUUAUGAUAAUUUUCCAAAUUAUUUGAAUAGGAAAAUUUGGCUUACGGAUAUGUAGUUUAAGGCUCAUAGUAGCUUGUUUUGUAGUGUAGUUCUCAGAUAAAAUAAUUUAACUGCUUAUCAUUACCACUGUACAGUAUUUUUAGUGAUAAUGAGGUGGAUUUUUUUUCUUUUCCUCACUUGAAUUUCUGCUUUUCUUUUGUUUGAAAAUUUCAAUUCAUUUAUAUCAACACCAUUCAAUAAUUAGCAAAGAGAAUAGCAAAUGCAUGAAACUGUGACAAAACUAUAUAAAAAUAUUCAGAAAUUUGAUUUUAAAAUUCAAAUCACUUGCCAAGUUAUCCUGCACAGUGUGUGUAUUAGUAAUGCAAGAAUAAUUUCAGUGAAUGUGCAAUUUAUCUUUAUUCAAACAACUGGAUCGUUAUACUAUUGGUAAAAUAUACUGUACUCUUGAAAAUUCCCUCUUAUACAAGUACUUAAUUUCAUAAUCAAAAUAUAUUUAAAACAUGUAAUGAAGCUACCAAUUCUAAUAACACGGUACUGUAUAUUAUAAAAGUAUUUAGCAAGUUAAAAUUUAAUUACUUUGUAAUGCCAAUUAUGAACUCCUAAGGCUUGAAAUUUUAAGUUUCUUUGAUUAUUGUAUACAGGUAAUAUAUGAUUUUUCUCUUCAUUUCAAAGAAACUUUUACAAGAAUUAUAAUCUUUGUUAUUCAGUCUGUGCUGUGAAGCUUUACAGUUUUCAAAGAACUCUUGCACAUCCCUUAAGAACUGUUGAUACCAGAUAUUAGCCUGAAGAAUUAUUGAUAUUGAACUCUGCCUUUAACUGGUAAUGAUGUGGACACUACUCAAGGAAUUGUUGAUAAUUAAAUGUUGUCCUCAAAACUGUAUUUUUUGGACAUUUCCCUAAAGAAUUGAUAAGAUAGAAACUGCCUUUAAUCACUCGUGCUGGACACUGCUUCAAAGAAUUGUUAACACUACUCGUAAAAUCUGAUACUGCUGGACACUGCCCUCAAGAACUGUGGAUAUGAUAGAUACUGUAUUAUACAUUUCAAAAUUACUUUUUCCACUGCCAGAUUCAAAAUAAAUCUACAAAUGUACUUUUAGUAUUUGUAUAGAAAUGCUUGUUAAAAUAUCCAAAAUAGGGGUAAUUUUAGUCUCGCAUGAACAAGUAAGAAUCGGAACAAUCUUUAGGCAAAAGUUAGUGCAUUCAGGAACCUUGGUUUAAAGUUUCCAUGUAUCCCACUGAACGUUCAAGACUCGAGUUAAAAAAGCCAGAGGCCCAUAAUGAUUUCACUAUUGAACAUUGUGACAGUGAGAAUAAAAGCAACAUGGUAAGAAACUGCAGGUAUAUUACAAUUACUGUACACUAUUUAGGGCUUAUUGAAGUAGUCAUCUUUCUUUGAAAUGAUGUAAGGGAUCUCUGGCCAAUAACCAGCCAAUGUCACAUAAUAUUUGUUUCACCACAUGAAACCAUUUUGUUCCAGUGAUCUUGCACUACAUGCACAUGCCUGCUUUACCAUAUUGACUAGACAUGAUUUACCUGUGUGUAUGUGUGUGACCUGGGGAGUAGUGACUAAAUCAUUCUGAUGGGACACUUCUUUAUAAAAAUUACAUUAAUCAUAAGGUCACAGAAUUGUCGCCCAUGGGUGUUUUUGCUCCUUUCCUUAGUCAGGAAGUCCACCUUAAUAUUUCCUCAGCCACCCUCAAGAAAAUAUCCGUUUUCAGUUGGAUAAACAAAGUUUUGCUACUUUUUGCUUUGACUAAAAAUCAUGCAUCAGGAACUCGGAAUCCUUCAUAACAGAUGUUCUAGAAUUGUUUGGCUAGAGUGCAUUUUGCAUCUGGAUAUUUGUGGGUCUCUGACAACACAGAUUUUGUAAGCACAUUAAUUUCUUGGUUUUGUUUUUUUGAAAGUUGCUUUUAAGGCAUCUUUGGAGGUAUGUUCUAAGUGAGACUUUAGAUAGGGUCACUUACCAGAAGAUUUAGAGUUGUCAGGUUUCCCAUUACAGUAUAGGUUGAUAAUUAAUCAUGUAGAGACAUGAAACCACCCAAUUUUUUUACAACCUAUUUCAUUUAUUUAUAUAUAUUUUUUCGUUAUAUUCCUUGUUAUAAAAAUUAGUUGCUAGAGGAUUUUAAAAAUGGAAUGCAAUAUCAAAUUUGCAUUUACUUGCAGCAUUACUGACGUGGCACUCAUUCUCAUUAUUUCAUAUACAGCAUUGUUUAUGUGGGAACUUAGAAAAUUCACUCGGUAUUUAUUAUUAUUUUUUUUAAGGUUAUGCAUGCUAACUACACUUAAGUUGCUGCACAUUUCCUGUCUUUGAAGUGUCAAAUACUAUUGCAGCUUAUGACUGUAUGUUGCUAGUUUCUGCUUCCUCCCUCCAUCAUCUUUGUGGAGGUUUGCAGGGAAAGUGGAGCUAGUAAAAUGUGAAAACUUGUCUCUGUAGUGUAUAUUCAUGUUUGUGAACAUAAUACUUACAUAGACCAACCUUGGACAUUGUCCUGCAAUAGGAUAAUUAUCAUAAUUACACUUCUGAUGAAAAUGAUCAUGAUUUUGGCACAUUUGCAGCAACUUUAUUAAAACAGCACCAUUGUUAAAAUUACAGUACACCCCUGGACUUACCGGGUAAUUAGCAAAUCGGUUAAGUUGUUUAAAAUCAAAUUUAUAGUGUGGUCAUUGAAUGUAAGCAAUACAUAUGGGAGGGUCUGAUUACCAAUUAAAAUAUAAUUAAAAAAUACAGUCUCGCCUCGACUUACGACGGGGUUCCGUCCCGACGACCACGUUGUAAGUCGAAUUGGUCGUAAGUCGA
Molecule: messenger RNA, 5261 nt
Organism: Homarus americanus (American lobster)
Lineage: Eukaryota; Metazoa; Arthropoda; Malacostraca; Decapoda; Nephropidae
Product: kinectin-like
Exons: 9
Coding region: 342-2402 (686 amino acids)
Source: RefSeq, a predicted model, not a curated record